Molecule: messenger RNA, 833 nt
Organism: Manihot esculenta (cassava)
Lineage: Eukaryota; Viridiplantae; Streptophyta; Magnoliopsida; Malpighiales; Euphorbiaceae
Product: cell number regulator 2
Exons: 4
Coding region: 247-759 (170 amino acids)
Source: RefSeq, a predicted model, not a curated record
UGUAUAUUGUCAGUCAAUCAUCAAAUAUGGCAAGUCUAACAUAAAAACUACAUGCUGGUAAUUUUCUAUUAAUGGAAUCUUUGAAUAUAAUAGUAAAGCAAACAUCUACACAAUUUCUAUAAUUUUUUUCUUUUUAAAUCCGCGUAAUGCCUCCAACCGUUGCUAACGGUUGAUUUUGAAGAGACAUGUCCUUGAGCAACCAUUUUAUUCAACAAUGGCUACAGCCUCUCUUACUCUCCUUCAGCAAUGUAUCCUUCAACAUCAUCUGCAGCGGCAACAGAUUCCAUGAAAGCGGCAGCCAAUAUCCCCCGUCCCACAACUGCCGCCGACAAUUUCCAAUCUCCAGGCCCGUGGUCCACUGGUCUCUGCGACUGCUGCCAGGAUGUUAGCAGUUGUUGCUUGACGUGCUGGUGUCCCUGCAUUACCUUCGGACGAAUUGCGGAGAUGGUUGACAGAGGAUCUACUGCCUGUGGAGUGAGUGGAGCACUGUACAUGUUGAUGCUGUGUUUGACGGGUUGCUCGUGCUUGUACUCGUGCUUCUACCGAUCGAAGUUGAGGGGCCAAUAUUUCUUGGAGGAAAGUCCUUGCACCGAUUGUUGUGUCCAUUGUUGCUGCGAGGAAUGUGCCUUGUGUCAAGAGUAUAGAGAGCUCAAGAACCUUGGCUUCGACAUGACAAUAGGGUGGCAUGGGAACAUGGAAAGGCAGAAACGAAUGGCAGCAAAUUCAAUGGCUCCUGUAGUUGAUGGAAUGACUAGAUAGAACUCUGCUUUUAUAUUUUUAUCUUUAUUGCUUAGUUAUUAUCGUUUGAAUAUAAUCAAGAAAAUUUUGUUUUA